Molecule: messenger RNA, 1257 nt
Organism: Acipenser ruthenus (sterlet)
Lineage: Eukaryota; Metazoa; Chordata; Actinopteri; Acipenseriformes; Acipenseridae
Exons: 4
Coding region: 16-1197 (393 amino acids)
Cellular component (GO): nucleosome
Molecular function (GO): structural constituent of chromatin; DNA binding; protein heterodimerization activity
Source: RefSeq, a predicted model, not a curated record
UAAAUUACAGUGAAGAUGUCUGGAAGAGGAAAGACCGGUGGUAAAGCCCGUGCUAAGGCAAAGACUCGCUCCUCCAGGGCAGGGCUGCAGUUCCCAGUCGGCCGUGUCCACAGGCUGCUGCGGAAGGGAAACUAUGCCCAGCGUGUCGGCGCUGGAGCCCCGGUCUAUCUGGCCGCUGUGCUCGAGUACCUGACUGCUGAAAUCCUGGAACUGGCCGGGAACGCCGCCCGGGACAACAAGAAAACCAGAAUCAUCCCGCGUCACCUGCAGCUCGCUGUCCGCAACGACGAGGAGCUCAACAAGCUGAUGGGAGGCGUCACCAUCGCUCAGGGCGGAGUGCUGCCCAACAUCCAGGCCGUGCUGCUGCCCAAGAAAACAGAGAAGCCAGCCAAGAAGUUUUUUCAUACUGUGUACAAGAGUUUGAAGAUGGCACGAACCAAGCAGACCGCUCGUAAGUCCACCGGUGGAAAGGCUCCCAGGAAGCAGCUCGCUACCAAGGCUGCCCGAAAGAGCGCUCCCGCUACCGGCGGCGUGAAGAAACCUCACCGCUACAGGCCUGGGACUGUGGCUCUGAGGGAGAUCCGCCGCUAUCAGAAAUCCACCGAGCUGCUGAUCCGCAAACUGCCCUUCCAGCGGCUGCCGCCGGCCUGCAGGAUCUUCUUGAGCGCCGCCACGGACAGCCCGCUGCGCUCCUUGGAGGCAGACACAGCCUUGACGAUGAGCUCCGACACGCUGGGACCCGAUUUCUUGGGCUUGGCCGCGGUCUUCUUCUUGGGAGCUUUAGCCGGAGCAGGGGCGGCUGUUACAGUGAAGAUGUCUGGAAGAGGAAAGACCGGUGGUAAAGCCCGUGCUAAGGCAAAGACUCGCUCCUCCAGGGCAGGACUGCAGUUCCCAGUCGGCCGUGUCCACAGGCUGCUGCGGAAGGGAAACUAUGCCCAGCGUGUCGGCGCUGGAGCCCCGGUCUAUCUGGCCGCUGUGCUCGAGUACCUGACUGCUGAAAUCCUGGAACUGGCCGGGAACGCCGCCCGGGACAACAAGAAAACCAGAAUCAUCCCGCGUCACCUGCAGCUCGCUGUCCGCAACGACGAGGAGCUCAACAAGCUGAUGGGAGGCGUCACCAUCGCUCAGGGCGGAGUGCUGCCCAACAUCCAGGCCGUGCUGCUGCCCAAGAAAACCGAGAAGCCAGCCAAGAAAUAAAUCACUCGGACGCCGCUUUUAAGAUCUUCUAAAACCCCAAAGGCUCUUUUAAGAGCCACC